CCGAAGAUCAACUACACGGAUACUUAAAAAUGCUACUACAUCAUCAAAGACCACCAAGAGCGUACAAAGGUUAUAGUUUAUCAUCUACAACAGUUAUGCGCGUUUACCUCGUUCUAUUGGCCAACGUGGCAAUUUUCGAUGCUGAGACUACAUCUGAAGGCUACCUUCCUAAGAGUAAUAAGCCCGAAAUCAUCAGUGGUAAUCUAAUUGACCAUCUAAAGAAACACAACAAUCUUCUUCGAGCUGAUCGCUGGUGGCCAGACCAGAGUCCGGUGGAUUGGUCUGUUCAGUGUCACUACCCAGCUACCCCACAAACCGACUCGUCUACGUCAUUCUGUGUUCGGACCCUUCAGAUCAAUUGUAGGCCAUCUUCAGUUCGCGCUGUCUACCAAAAUGUCGUCUUCAAAUCGCCAGUUGAACAGAUUUCGCUGAGUGUACGUGCGAGAGGCGAACAGCUGGACCCUGCGGCCACCGCCUCGUUUAUGGGUCUUUUGGCACUUGUGGAACUGGCAGAACCUUCGCCUCCCGUAUUUGUUGAUGUUGAAGUCGAUUCAAGUCGACUUUCGGCGCGCUCAAAUGAUGAGCCACUUUUAGUAUCUAGCGUAUAUCGUGCUCCAGCCGGUGCCGGUGGGGUUCAGUCAGUGACAGUAAUGGCGGGGUGCCAGGGCUACGUCGGUACGGUGCUUCUAUCAGAAAUGCGUUUAGAUGCUGAGAGCAAAGGUGUCUCUAUCGAAGGUGGCCCCUGCCAGGAGAGUCACGAGGAAGGAAGCAAAACGAAAUCUAGAGAUCGGAAUCUUACCGUGUCAGCAAAGCCUGUGUACUUACUGGGCGAGCCGCACUCUGAAGGUUUCAGAGGUCUCCGUGAUGACGUUUCAUUGGUAACUCAGGUGUCGAUGGAUCGAUUAGGUGUUCUAGAGCACACACUCGAUCAGUGGGAUACUCCUGUAUCACUGGUCAUCUACGCUCCACUUAAAGAUGGAAGGCCUUCUGGUGACGAUUGGCAACGCUUGUACAUCUCCAAAAAGGUCACGGCGUUUAAGUUGCAUCCGUCUAGCGUGGUGAGUCUUGUCUACUCUGUAGAUAAAGGGGAGCAGUACCCCAUCAACGCUCUUAGAAACAUCGCCAUACGACAGGCACAUUCACGCUUCCUGCUUCUCGCCGAUGCAGAUUUCCAGCCAUCGCCUGACCUAGCUAGGCGAGUUCUUCCUUUAGCCCGUGACCGAAGCAGAAUUUCAUCGCGUGCGUCUAUCAUUGUCCCAGCUUUCGAGUACGCGGAUGUUCCCCACAAAAGCGAUGUAGUGGCUGCCAACAAGCAAGAACUUAUGCAGCUUAUACAUGCGCAGGGUAUUGUAUCGCCUUUUCGCCGUAAGGAAUCGCCACAGUCACACGCCGCAACAGAUUACUGGCGGUGGUAUACAGCCUCGGAGGCAUACGAAGUAAAACCAUCCUCUGAUAAGUUUGAGCCAUAUCUGGUUGUCGAGAAAAAUGCACAUUUACCUCUCUACUGGGAGAAAUUUACUGGUUAUGGAAUGAAUAAAAUAAGCCAUAUGUCUGAACUUCGCGUAGCAGGAUACAAAUUUUGGGUGGCACCGGACGUUUGGCUCAUUCACGUACCUCACAGGCUUUCAACGCAUUUCGCUGAUCAUCUUCAAAAUGCCACUUAUCGACUAGCUAACAGAGCUCUACGCUUCGAAUUUCUUCACUAUCUUCGACGAAAAUACCAUCUUGAUUGCAACGACGAGCGAGCUCUUUGAUCACGCAAUAGCUUGUGCAGACUUAGUUCUGAAGUUAUAUCCUCGAGUGUGCUACUCUUCAGCCCUUUUCAGGAAGAGGGUUUUUAACAGCAAUAAGGCUGUAUGGACAACUGAAGUUAAGAUUCUCCUAAAAGUCCUAAAACAACUUCAAAGUAACAUAGUCGUCAUAUAAAGAGGGAUAUACAUACAAAUAUAUCUCAAACAAUACAAUAUGAACAAAUUCCGCAAAUAGUCUGGUCUUACUCCAGAAAUAUGUACCGCACCUAAGAGCCGCUAUAAACUUUAGUGUCCUUCGACUUCUCUCAACUAUAUUUAGUCUGUAGGUGUUCGAGGAUAAAUAUGAAUAAGGACAUCUAGGUAUGCGGUAGCACUAGUAAUUAUGACAAAACUUCACCUGGGUACUAUCGUUAUGUAGGUAAACACGUGGAUCAUUAAUUAUUUCAUGUCGGGGAACCUUGGGUAAACAAGAAUCAAUUAUCUAAUGUAAUUUAACGAUUUUCAACCUAAAAUCGUCUCAUAGCCACUGGUCUCUGAUGAAAAACCGUUUUGAACAACACUUUUUCGUGAGGGUCGACGGUCAAGAGUAUCAAGAUGGGGACAUUUCUUACAAACGGCUUUAGUGUACGAUGAAUUUACCAUUACCGCAGUUACGUUGAGGAUUGUUUGGACAAAUUGUUCAUUAUUUGUCAUUUACCGCUGAUUCAAAAACGUAUCUUUAUCUCUGAAAUUUCAGAUGCAGAUUAAGAAAUGUACUUUUUUAACACGAGGUAAUGCCGGCACAUAUAGUAGAAGUGCACGAGUACGAUUUAUGCAAGCUUUAUUACUUAUAGCGGGUUGUUUUUAGUAAGUCCAAUCUUUAACCCCAUCUCUUCGAAUGCACCAGUUGAUCAUUUGUGUCUGGACAAUUAUAUAUAAUAUGUUCUUUGGCUUGAGCAUGCUAGAGACAAAUGAAACUAAUACACAAACACUAUUUUGAAAAGUGAAAACCUGAAGACGCUAAAUUAGAGAAACUUUGGUGCUUGGACCUUGGUCCACAGACGCACCUAUUUUUUAUAAACUAGCUUCGAUUGUUGAAACUCUUUUGAAAAAAAAAACGUGUGCAGUUUUUGUACAAAAAAAACUUCAACAAUCAUAGCUUAAAAUUUCAAAUAAAAAAUCGGUCUUUUGUUCUAAGUCACUCUAUUUUAAGGCGGUAUAAUUUCGUAUUAAACUCAUGAAUGAUUUGCUUGUAUUUCUCACGUUGUUUGCUCUGAUAUGAAAGGUUGCAGCUAACACUAGUACAAGAAGUGGUUCUUUUAAAGCACAAAAUUUUCAG
Molecule: messenger RNA, 3069 nt
Organism: Varroa destructor (honeybee mite)
Lineage: Eukaryota; Metazoa; Arthropoda; Arachnida; Mesostigmata; Varroidae
Product: xylosyl- and glucuronyltransferase LARGE1-like
Biological process (GO): protein O-linked glycosylation via mannose
Molecular function (GO): xylosyltransferase activity; glucuronosyltransferase activity
Source: RefSeq, a predicted model, not a curated record